Molecule: messenger RNA, 858 nt
Organism: Glarea lozoyensis ATCC 20868
Lineage: Eukaryota; Fungi; Ascomycota; Leotiomycetes; Helotiales; Helotiaceae
Product: NAD(P)-binding Rossmann-fold containing protein
Exons: 4
Coding region: 1-858 (285 amino acids)
Cellular component (GO): intracellular anatomical structure
Molecular function (GO): oxidoreductase activity, acting on NAD(P)H, oxygen as acceptor
Source: RefSeq, a predicted model, not a curated record
AUGGCGUCCAAUUCGGCAGAUCUCGAUCGCAGCAAUGACAGGUACUUGCACCACACCGUACAAUCUCUUUUCUCCUUGAAAGGGAAGGUUAUUGUGAUCACAGGCGGCGCAAGAGGAAUUGGUCUUGCAUUUGGUAUUGCUGUAGCAGAAGCUGGAGGAGAUGUGGCCGUUCUCGACGUUCUAGAAACCCCUCACGAGCAUUUUUCUAAGCUUCAAAAUGACUAUGGCGUCAAAGUCAAACUUUACAAGACCGAUGUUACUAAGUUCGAGAUCUUGAAGGCAACUUUUGACGAAGUAGUGGAAGACUUUGGGCGUAUCGAUGGUUGUGUCGCGGCGGCUGGAAUAUGUCCAGACCAGCCUUUCCUUGAGCGAAGCCCAGAGGCAGUAGCACGGUGUUUUGACAUCAACAUCACGGGCGUGUUCUUCACUGCUCAGCUUGCUGCCGCGCAGAUGGUACGCCAAAAACCAACUGAAUUCAAUCCAAAAGGAGGUUCUGUUAUCCUCAUAGGUUCAGUCGCAGCAUAUCAAGCUAGCAAAGCUCAGUAUUUAUCGGAUUAUUGCUCAAGCAAGGGUGCUGUCUUGUCAAUGGCUAGAGAGCUAGCGGUAGAGCUGGCCGAUCGCAACGUGCGGGUCAACAGUAUCUCUCCUGGAUACAUGAUGACCGAUAUGACGCUUGCGAUCUCCGAUACUAGACCGGGACUUGCCAAGAUAUUCGUUAAUGAGCCACCGAUGAAACGCAUGGGAGACAGAACAGAUUUGAAGGGUGCAUGCGUCUAUCUUCUCAGCGAUGCUAGCGCAUAUCACACCGGAGAUGAUUUACUGAUUACUGGAGGUAUUCAUGCUGGAAGAACCGAGUAG